UUGAAGAUGACAACGAUGACAGAGAUGAGAGUGCACAUGUGUUGUGCCGGAUGUGAGAGCAAGGUCAGAAAAUCUCUCGAGAAAGUUAAAGGUGUUGAUAGUGUAGAAAUAGAUAUGGCCAUGCAAAAGGUGACAGUAGCAGGAUGGGCAGACCAAAAGAAAAUACUCAAGACAGUAAGGAGAACUGGUAAAAGAGCUGAAAUAUGGCAAUUUCCUCAUAAUCCUGAGAUGAGAAAUAACCCAAAUUUUGUUACUGAUCAUUAUUAUCAUCAACAAGGCUGUGGUGGUCCGUCAACUUAUUACACUGGAGAGCCACCAGCCUCCGAUUAUAACUACCGCAAACACGGCUAUGACAACUAUGGUCGAGCUUAUAGCCUUUAUAGGGGAAAUUCAAAUACUUUUGGUAGCAGAGCUGGUGAUGCAUUUAGUGAUGAGAAUCCUCAUGGUUGCUCCAUUAUGUGAGUAAUUAAUCUUGUUGGUUGAAACCAAAAUUUCCCUUUGAGUUUUUCUUUUUUUUUUCCCACUUUUUUCUUCUUGAAGGUUGAAAGAAAAAUGCCUUCUGGUACCUAUAGACUCAAUUAUCAAGUGUAAUUGUGUAGUAUGUAACCUUUUGAGUAAUAUUUUUGAAAGGAUGCAAGCUUCCAAUUUACUUUCUUAAAGGAUUAUGGUA
This is a messenger RNA of Lycium barbarum (goji berry), 670 nucleotides long. Its product is annotated as heavy metal-associated isoprenylated plant protein 28-like. Lineage: Eukaryota; Viridiplantae; Streptophyta; Magnoliopsida; Solanales; Solanaceae. The record is from RefSeq and is a predicted model, not a curated record. The transcript has 3 exons. Gene Ontology annotation, molecular function: metal ion binding. Bases 7 to 462 code for a protein of 151 amino acids.